GAAAGUACAAGGUUUACACUCAAUAAAAUAAAACUGUUUAUAAAUAAAGUAUUGUUUGAGAAUAUUAUUCAAAUAAUGUUUGCAGUCACACUGAUUACGUAACACUUGAAGAUGAGCAUGUGGAUAGUUUUGUUUUAAUCCAGGUAAGAAUGUGCGUCAUUUGUUUAUGGUUGGCCGUCAAGCCACAUUUAAUUUACCAACCUAUUUUACUUUGACCUUAUAUCAUUUAUUUGUUGUAAUAAAAGCCAGAGUGUAUCAGGAACAGCAUGACAUUGCAGAACGGUCAGCAACUGAUUCGAGGCAACAGUGAAGAUGGAGCCAUGGCUUUAUGCUUUGCUCUCCAGUCCCCUUUGCCUCACAGCAACCUUUUUCAACAUUAUCUUCUCUUUUUGCCUAAUGAGACCAGUCGCUGGAGUGACGCUUCGCAAUCCACUGCACUUCUUGUUAAGUGUUGUGUUAUUCAAUUCAACAUUUCAACAACUGGUGACUGUGCUGACCAUUGUUAUGCUGCUUUUUGAUGCACCUUUCUGGCUUCAAACGCUAACCAGAGCUUUGAUUUAUCAGUUUUUCUGCGCCAACUUCUCAUGCAAUGCCUGGAUCAGCAUUUUCUACUACAUUUCAAUUGUUCCUCAACAACAUCUCAUCUUUAUCUGGAUCAAGAGGAAUAUGAAUGCCAUAUUAUAUAUCGGUUUCGUUCUGAAUCAAAUAGUGCUUCUAAUUUCUUUGUCUAUGGGUACAGUAAUGUAUAUUUUGCUCGGGCCUGUUCCAAACAAUUUCACUUCACCUGAACUAAACAAAACAUCACCAGCAGAAAGCUUACAGUCAGACCUGUAUUUAUUUCAUGUGGCUAAUUUUACAUAUUUGCUAUAUUGCACCUGUCCGUUGUUCACAUUAUUAUUCUCUUGGGGCAAAACCUUUGUUUAUCUACGUGAACAUAUGAAAAAGAUGGGACAGAGCGGUGAAUCUUUUUCCCAACCCCAGCAGAAGAGCCAAAUGCGGGUCACAGUAACAGGCAUGGUACAGGCAGCCCUGUUUCUGCCCAGCAGCCUAUGGACUAUAGCAGCUUCUUUCCUCUACAUAACGGACCUCUUCGAAAUGGUUGAUCCCAAUAGAUUUGUCACCAUGACAUUCUGCUCAAUGUCCAGUUUGGGAAAUUUACUGUGUUUUGGAUUCUCCCAGUCUGUGUUUCGCCAUGGAACUGUAAGUCUCAUUAACAAACUAAAGAGACACAAAUGAGGUCUUAGGAUUUUCACCAUUUAUUAAGCAUUUCAUUAUAUCUGAUGUAAGCAAACGUAUUUUUAGAACAUGUAGGCUCUAAUCUAUAUUUUCACAUAAGUAAAAUUGAAAUAGGAAAUGUAUGGAAAUUAACAAUAAUGUUUUUAAGGGAAGACCAGGGAAUGUUGUAAAUGUUUUGUUUAAAUUUCUGUAUCUCAGUGGUUUUUGUGCUAUUUGUGAAGUUUUGCUAUAAUAUUCCCAUGAUCCUCUGCUUUGAAUUACAAAUCUACAAUUUAUCCAUAAACUGUGUAAUGUCAAGAGUAAGAGCUGUUUUUAACU
Messenger RNA from Cyprinus carpio (common carp), 1554 nucleotides. RefSeq lists its product as uncharacterized. Gene Ontology annotation, cellular component: membrane. The record is from RefSeq and is a predicted model, not a curated record. Lineage: Eukaryota; Metazoa; Chordata; Actinopteri; Cypriniformes; Cyprinidae. Gene Ontology annotation, molecular function: G protein-coupled receptor activity. Gene Ontology annotation, biological process: G protein-coupled receptor signaling pathway; sensory perception of taste.